AUGUCUGCUGCACCCGAUUCCGCUGGAGGCAAACUAACAUUUGCUGAUAAUGAGCAAGUUCUUUGCUUUCACGGACCACUAUUAUAUGAAGCUAAAGUGUUGAAAGCAGAGUAUUGGGUUGGGAGAGAAUCUUCCGACGAAAGUGGACCCCAUUAUUACGUGCACUACAAAGGCUGGAAGAGCACGUGGGAUGAAUGGGUACCAGAAGCAAGGGUUGUCAAAUUGAACGAGGCCAAUCUUGAAAGGCAACGACAACUAAAAACGGUGUAUACUCCUUCGGGUGGUAAUUCCGGCAUGGUUGGCAAAAAAAAGUCAUCUUCAAAGCUUUCUGAGAAAAGCACUGAUAAGACAAGCGAUGACAAGCCGGUGGAAGAGGUCAAGGUGCUACAAAAAAGAAUCACUCAAAAGAGAUCUGCUGACACAACAGUAUCAGAAUCAAAAAGAAAGACUAAGAAAACAAAACUCGAAAAGAAAAAUAGUCAAAGUGAUAACGAUGGCGACGUUAAUAUGAAAGAUACGGAUGAUCUUGGCGAAUUCAAGGAGAAUAAUGCAGUGGCCAAAGAUAGCAAAGGGAAAAAAGAUCCUUCGGGCGUUUAUUACAAAAGAGCUGAUCUUACGCCCGAGGAGAGAGAACUGGAAGCCGAGUUUUUGAACCGGCCAGAGUUGCAAGUGUCUAUUCCCGAGGCGCUCAAGGCUAAACUGAUUGACGAUUGGGAACAUAUUAUAUUACGUGGAGAGCUUGUUCCAUUGCCCCGUCAACCUACGGUCAUUGAGAUUUUGAAUCAAUACAUCGAUGAGAAAUCAAAAGCCGCAAUAGCCAAGGGUGAAAGAUCUGAUAUUCACUCCGAGGUAGCAAAUGGUAUAAAAGUAUAUUUCGAAAAGGUCCUUUCUACCAUGCUUCUUUAUGCAUCUGAGAGACAGCAGCUCUCUGAUAUGAAGACAAAAUAUGAAGACAAGACUUACUCUGAAAUAUAUGGUGCAGAGCAUUUGUUAAGAUUAUUUGUCGAGCUUCCUCAGCUGCUUGCUCAUACGAAUAUUGACGAGGCUACGGCUGUUUCUCUGGUUGAACAUCUGGUGAAUUUUUUAAGAUUUCUAGAGAAGAAUGAGACACAGUAUUUCCUUAAUGAAUAUGAGCCAACCAGCGUAGUACCAUACCCUAAAUCAAAGAAAUCUCACGAAAAGAAGACAAGCGGAUGGGGUAACAAUCCGGCUGGUCUUUCAUGUUAUAAUUGUGGUACGAGUGAUACCCCUGGAUGGAGAGCGGGGGAAACAUCAGAUCAGAAACUUUGUAAUGCAUGUGGAUUGUAUUAUGCUAAAUAUAAAUCACAUCGACCACAACAUUUAUGGACACAUAUAAAAACUGGAUCGAGCAAGUAA
Paraglomus brasilianum is the source of this 1377-nucleotide messenger RNA. The record is from the annotation of a GenBank genome assembly. NCBI's taxonomy places the organism in Eukaryota, Fungi, Glomeromycota, Glomeromycetes, Paraglomerales, Paraglomeraceae.